Molecule: messenger RNA, 1050 nt
Organism: Bathycoccus prasinos
Lineage: Eukaryota; Viridiplantae; Chlorophyta; Mamiellophyceae; Mamiellales; Bathycoccaceae
Exons: 1
Coding region: 1-1050 (349 amino acids)
Source: RefSeq, a predicted model, not a curated record
AUGGCGACAACAUCGGCAUUGACGACGUCAUCAUCGUCGAAGAUGUUCGAGAGGAGGACGAUGAAUAUCACCAGCGCGCGCCAAAAAGGAAUGACUGCUUUCGGAGUUAAAAACGAAAAACGAAGAAGCGCGAGGAAAUGCUCCGCAGAAUCAUCAUCGUCGUCGUCGUCGCUCGUAUUCGACGGAACGUCUAUGUUUACUAUUUAUUCAGAAUUGAACGGAGAAAAUGUCAUCUUUCCUUCGUUCUUAGAGUCUGCGUUGCAUGUGUGUGAAGUUUCGCGGUCGCACCCGGAUUAUAUUUCUGCACACUUUCACGAGAAAGUCGGCACGGACCAGUUCAAGCAGCUCGAUAAGAAUCUGCCACCACAUCAGUACAUGAACUAUACUUUAUUCGACUCUCCUCCGGAGGAAGUUUUUAGUAGGUUUGAUGACCUCUUCGAUAGCUCAGAUAUUGCCCACCCGUCUCCGCAAAAAUACGCCAUGCUGAGUGCGAGUGAAGUCGACGUGUACCCGAAGAACGACGCCGCCGUGGAAGGCACGUUUGCAAAACGGGCGAAGGAAUCUGUAGACAAAGAAACGAAAUUAACUAAAAUAGGAUUAAACGAUAGGAACGUAGCCAUAGUUGUGGCCCUGAAAUGCGAUAACGCAUUAGACGCUGAAAAUUGGGUACAAACAUUCGGGAUUGGGAACUUGGAGAAACAGUUGAAGAAAAAUUUCCAGCUCGCGGUAUUACACGAAGUUAAACUGGGACUCGGCCCGAUGGUUGAAAACGACGAAGCUUCGCAAGCCGAGGGUGAUGCGACGCCGUUUACGCAUGUGGUAUACGCCUCUCUCGGUGAGGUGGAGGAUUCCAUUGCUAACGAUGCGGUUUCUUUAGUACAACAGGCGUUGGUAGCAGAAGGUAUAGCGGAUGGAUCGGUAGUGCACGCGUUCAAAUGCGCUUUUAACAUUGCAAAAAAAGGAACGCCGUGCGGCGCUUUACCAGCCGCGCGAGAGAUUCAAAAACGAAAAGAGGAAAACGAACAGGCUCGCAAGAAUAAUAAGUUUUAA